Cooperia oncophora is the source of this 243-nucleotide messenger RNA. The record is from the annotation of a GenBank genome assembly. NCBI's taxonomy places the organism in Eukaryota, Metazoa, Nematoda, Chromadorea, Rhabditida, Trichostrongylidae.
AUGCUGUCCGAUAAGGAAAACGAAAGAUCACCGAAAGCGAAUGAGGUGAAAAAGAGACAAUCAGUGGGAAGUCCGUUCACGUGUGGAACACCUGGGACGCGUCCAGCUCCAAGGAAGAUGGCAAAACCACUUCGCGAUUUGGGAGAUCCAAAUUUGGAAGCGACGCAGCUUGUAGACGAAACUUUCAACAUGUCCAGCGUGAAGGCGGAGCUUGACGAAACUAUUACUCAAGGUUUAUCCUGA